AUGGAUCUCCUUCCCACACUUGAGGCCUCUUGGAGGAGCCAGCAGCAGAAGAUAUGCGUGAUCGGCGCCGGUCCUGCCGGUCUGGCAGCCCUCAAGCUCAUUAAGGACUCGCCUCAGUACAAAGGUGGCUCGUGGACGGCGACUGCUUUCGAGGCGCGCGAUGGCGUAGGAGGCGUAUGGCUCCCUGCGCCUCCAACCCAAAAUCCUCCUCUAACUCCUCUCUACGAUUCCUUGACCACGAACCUGCCUCACCCAGUUAUGGCGUAUACCUCCUUGUCUUUUCCUCCUUCCACUGCUGCAUACCCCCCUGCAUCUAGCGUCUUAUCGUAUCUUCAAGGCUACGCGGAACAUUUCGGUCUCAUGGAGCUUGUUCAACUAAACACCUCCGUGACGUCGGUGACACGGGAUCACAGCACAGGCAAAUGGGUCGUCACAGUACGCAAAUCAAAACAAGAAUCCGAGGAGACCUCCUCCUUCGACUUUCUCGUCGUUGCAAACGGACAUUACCGCGUCCCGCGAACUCCGUCUACGCCUGGCCUGCAGCAAUGGUUUGACGUGAAGAGGGCAAUGCAUUCGGUGUACUAUCGACAUCCAUCCGACUUUGGAGAUGCGCGGACGGUGCUCGUUGUUGGCGCCGGUCCCAGCGGCUCCGACCUUUGCUCCGAUCUCCUCACGUCUGGCCGCUCCGUCGUACACUCCGUCACCAACGCCAAGUCCUCUGAUGAUCCUGACGGCCGUCUGAAAACUCGUGGACGCGUCGCAAGCUAUGGGGACCCUGAGAAGGGCGAGCUCACAUUCGAGGACGGAUCCACUCUGUCCGGAGUCGACUUCAGCGUCCUUGCAACAGGUUACAAGUUCGACUUUCCGUUCUUACCGGAGUCUAUUCUCCACCGUCUGGUACCCCCUGCUGUCCCGCCACUCCCCGGAAUCCUCUUCAACUCAACAUACAGCGUCUUCCCACUGGCCAAGCACAUUUUCCCUCUCGUCGGUGCCGACGAAUUCCCAGGCACAUCGGUCGCGUUCCUUGGGCUCCCCAUCCGCGUCGCACCGCUACCCCUGCUGGAAGCCCAGAUGGCCGCCGUUCUCCACGUUUUCGCCUACCCCACAGCCCUCGACGCGACCCAAGAAGCCCUCGACAUCGUCGAGCGGUACGAGACGAUCCGCGCUCACCUCUCGCGGCCCGCCGCGUCCGAGCCCGACCUCACGGCCCCGAACGCUUCCGCGGACCCGACCGAGCUCGCGAUCGCCGCGGCUUGGCACCGCUUCGACGGGCACGAGCAGUUCACGUACCGCGACGCGCUGCACGUCUUCGCGGGCUCGCCCGUGCGCGUCGCGCCGUGGGAGAUCGAGUCUUACGACGCGAAGGGCGAGCUGCGGGCGGAGUGGCGCGCGCUCGAGCGGGCGGGCGAGGCGGACGAGUGGGUGCGCGGUGUCGGUGCGGGCCCGGGUGGGGACGCGGAGUGGGUUGACCUGCUUCGGCGGCUGUUGAAGCGCGUGCGGGAUCGGCAGGAAGAGGAGAAGGGGAAGAGCAGGCUGUAG
Messenger RNA from Epithele typhae, 1539 nucleotides. Its product is annotated as FAD/NAD(P)-binding domain-containing protein. Gene Ontology annotation, molecular function: N,N-dimethylaniline monooxygenase activity; flavin adenine dinucleotide binding; NADP binding. NCBI's taxonomy places the organism in Eukaryota, Fungi, Basidiomycota, Agaricomycetes, Polyporales, Epitheliaceae. The record is from RefSeq and is a predicted model, not a curated record. The transcript is spliced from 3 exons. Bases 1 to 1539 code for a protein of 512 amino acids.